AUGUUCAACCGGCUCCCCGCUGCCGUCCAGAUCUCCGGGGGAUUCCUCCUCCGCCUUGCUGGCGUCGUUCAAAGUCCUCUCUUCGUUUUCCUCUUCUGCAACGCCAUCAUCGUCACGCUCAUGCUCAAAUCCGCCAGAUUCCCCGCCGCGGACAAUGCUGAUGGCGAGGAUCUCGUCGGGAACCUCGUCGAGAACGCCGACGGUCGCUGCCUUUCGAGGACGACGGUGCCGGCGAGUGGAUUCACUGCUCUGCCGCCUGCGGCGGAGGAAGAGGAAGAGGAGGUUGUGUUUCAGGACAAGGAAGUCGUCAAUGCCGUCGCCUCGGCCGUCGUCGAGUGCCAGGCCGAUGAAAUUGAUUCUAAGAAUGAAGUCAAUUUCUUCUACUCUUCCGAUUCCGACUCCGAAUCGGAGGCGGAAAAUCGGAAAGUUUUCCGGCGGACGAGGUCUGAGAAUCUGCAGAGGAAGCGCGGAGAUAUGACGAAAAAGAAGCUGCAGAGGUCGGAGACGGAGAAGAGCAGGAAAACAGACGAAGGCGGCGGAGUAGGAGAGGAUGAGCUGAGCGACGAGGAGUUUCAGCGGGCGGUUGAAGAUUUCAUCGCCAAGAAUUUGAGGUUUCGCCGGGAAGAAACGAUGGCGGUGGUGGUUCAGGGGCGGUGCUCCGUCCCACAAUUCGAGCUUAAAAAUGGAAUCGUAACUAAUUAA
Messenger RNA from Linum tenue, 702 nucleotides. Lineage: Eukaryota; Viridiplantae; Streptophyta; Magnoliopsida; Malpighiales; Linaceae. The record is from the annotation of a GenBank genome assembly.